Silurus meridionalis is the source of this 6345-nucleotide messenger RNA. RefSeq names its product strawberry notch homolog 1 (Drosophila) (gene sbno1). Gene Ontology annotation, cellular component: nucleus. Gene Ontology annotation, biological process: regulation of DNA-templated transcription. NCBI's taxonomy places the organism in Eukaryota, Metazoa, Chordata, Actinopteri, Siluriformes, Siluridae. The record is from RefSeq and is a predicted model, not a curated record. The coding region runs from base 462 to 4679 and encodes 1405 amino acids. The transcript has 33 exons. Gene Ontology annotation, molecular function: histone binding; chromatin DNA binding.
UUUAUUUUUAGCAGAGGUGAAAAUGUGCCACUUUGACCUUACCGACAUGGCAGUUGCCAAGUCGACUAGUAUGACCCCGAAGGAAACGAUUCCGAAGACGUCACUUCCUUGUGGUGUGACGGGUCGGUCACGUGAUGCGGGUUUAGCGCUGUCCUUCUCUCACCACUUUUUGGCCUAAAACUGAUAUUAAUAUGGCAGAUGUUGGACAGUUAAUGAUUGAUUUCGGUGCGUUUUCACUCGAUGUGCGUUUGUAUGCCGUUAGUUCCGCUACAGCGACGGGAAUUUGGCGACGAAACGGUCUUUCUUGCUGGCCGAGCGUCACGUGACCUCCACGCGAUUCUUGGCGUUUGGUAAAGAUGGCGGCGGGUGGUUAGAAAACAGGCGAAGCGGAGGGCCAGCAUCCUUCAAACCACCGCGACACUCGGAGGUCCCUGGGAAUCAUUGAGUAGGUGCAUUAUACAAUGGAUCCGGGACAAGAUUUGCUUCUUGCAGCCCUUAGUGAAAGUGGAAUCUGCCCAACUGACCUUUUUGACAUUGAUUCUCAGGACACUGCUCAGUCCCCUGCCUCACAACAGUCAGUCUCAAAGAAUGUCCUUGACAUUGGUCUCGGUAGUGAAGCAGCUGGCAUUGUUGGAAUUGAACCUGCUGUGCCUCCCACACCUACAGUCACAGUGCGACAGAAACCUCAGCCCUCAACCACUACUUUCGUUUUAAAUCAACUGAAUCAACUGCCAUCACUGGGAACCAUUGUGGUCACAAAGCCCUCAAUGGGAACCUCCUCCAGACAGACCAUCACAGUAACCAAGGUGGUGCAGACGCCAUCGUCAACCCAACGAAGCUCAUUCUCAUCCUCCACUACAGCCACCGUGUGCAGUGUGGUCCCACCGAAUCGGGAGCAGACAAAGCUGAAGGACCUUCUUCGGACCAGCGGUGUAAAGACAAACAGUCUUGGUGAACUUAUGAAGCUGAAGCCUCCACCUGAUAUUGCACAGCCUGUUGCUACAGCUACAGGCACAAAGAUUUUUUUGCUCUCUACAAAGUUGAUUAAUAAACCAGUGGAGGUAAACAAUGGAGUAAAAAAGGAGGUGUUGAGCAAAGAUGUUGCCAGAAUUUGGGCCAAUGAGGAAAUAAAAAUGCGAAGCUUUUCACCUGUAAAUUUACCUACAAUGAAAGAGGAGGAGGAACCAGAGGAGGAAGAGGAGGAGGAGUUGGGACAUGCAGAAACAUAUGCUGAAUACAUGCCAAUGAAAUUGAGAAUAGGAGAGCGGCAUCCUGAUCCUGUGGUUGAGACCAGCUCCCUCUCAAGUGUCAGCCCUCCUAAUGUGUGGUACAGACUUUCCAUUCCGGAGGAGACAAUCGACAGAGGAUGGUUAUCUGCUCUUCAGCUUGAGGCCAUUACAUAUGCUUCUCAGCAACAUGAGACAUUCCUUCCAAAUGGGGACAGAGCAGCUUACCUGAUUGGUGAUGGUGCUGGUGUAGGAAAGGGAAGAACUAUUGCUGGAAUCAUAUAUGAAAACUACAUUCUGGCCAGGAAAAGAUCUCUCUGGUUUAGCGUCUCAAACGACUUGAAGUAUGACGCAGAGAGGGACUUGAGAGAUAUCGGUGCAAAAAACAUCCAGGUCCAUUCUUUAAACAAGUUUAAAUAUGGAAAGAUUUCGUCAAAACACAAUGGAAGUGUGAAAAAAGGUGUGAUCUUUGCUACAUAUUCAUCCCUGAUUGGAGAAAGUCAAACUGGUGGAAAGUAUAAGACAAGAUUCAAACAGUUACUCCAUUGGUGUGGGGAUGAUUUUGAUGGUGUGAUAAUCUUUGAUGAAUGUCACAAAGCCAAAAAUGUUUGCCCAAUUGGGUCAUCGAAACCCACAAAGACUGGACUGGCGGUUCUUGAGCUCCAGAACAAACUGCCAAAAGCACGUGUUGUUUAUGCCAGUGCUACAGGUGCAUCUGAGCCUCGGAACAUGGCUUACAUGAAUCGUCUUGGGAUCUGGGGGGAAGGAACUCCUUUUAAAGAAUUUUCAAAUUUUAUUCAAGCUGUUGAAAGAAGAGGUGUGGGUGCCAUGGAAAUUGUUGCCAUGGAUAUGAAAUUGCGAGGAAUGUACAUUGCUCGACAGUUGAGCUUCCAGGGUGUGACAUUUAAGAUCGAGGAAGUCCCUCUAACACAAAACUACAUCAAAAUGUACAACAAGUCGGUCCGUCUGUGGGUGAGUGCACGGGAGAAAUUUCAGCAAGCAGCUAACUUGAUGGACGCCGAGCAGCGUAUGAAAAAGUCGAUGUGGGGUCAGUUCUGGUCCGCACACCAAAGGUUUUUCAAGUACCUGUGCAUCGCUUCAAAGGUGCGCCGAGUGGUGCAGCUAGCCCGAGAGGAAGUGAAGAAUGGAAAGUGUGUGGUCAUUGGCCUGCAGUCAACGGGUGAGGCUCGAACACUCGAAGCCUUGGAGGAAGGUGGAGGCGAGCUCAAUGACUUUGUCUCUACAGCUAAGGGUGUCCUGCAGUCUCUAGUGGAGAAACACUUCCCUGCCCCAGACAGACAGAAGCUUUUCAGUUUACUGGGUAUUGAUCUAUCUGCAAAGAAAACACCUUCACCGGCAGAAACUAAGGAGGAGCAGAAGGGCAAGAAAAGGAAAGGUGCAGAGGUUAAAAAAGGAUCAAAGAAGUCCCGCAAGUCUGGCGGUCUUUCAGGCACCAGCUCAGAUGAAAGUAAUUCGGAAGUUUCUGACAAAGACGACAGCGAGGACAGCUUUGCCUCGGGCAGCUCAGGAGAUGAAGACGAAGAUGACUUCAACCCUUUCAAGGACGAUUCCAGUGAGGAUGACGAAGAUGAUCCGUGGCUAAUUCGUAAAGAGUCAAAGAAGAGCAAGGAAAAGAGGAACAAGAAGAAGAAGAAGAGCAUAGACCCAGAUUCCAUUCAAAGUGCCUUGUUAGCCUCUGGGCUUGGUUCAACCAGGCCUGCUUUUACUACACCUGUUGUAAAACCUACGACCAACAACGCUGUGGCUCCUGCUAAACGUGAACCUGAGGAAAGUAGCUGUGUCACCAGUAAUGAUGCAGUGGAGGAUGCCCAGCAGAUGAAACGGGAGCUGCUAGAGCAGCUGGAGAAACUGGCUGAGAAUUUGCCACCAAACACACUGGAUGAGCUCAUUGAUGAGUUGGGAGGCCCUGAAAAUGUGGCAGAGAUGACUGGCCGAAAGGGUAGAGUAGUCAGCAAUGAUGAUGGAAGCAUCUCUUAUGAAUCAAGAUCAGAACUGGACGUUCCUGUCGAAAUCCUGAAUCUCACAGAGAAGCAGAGAUUUAUGGAUGGAGAAAAGAAUAUUGCUAUAAUCUCGGAGGCUGCCAGUUCUGGUAUUUCACUCCAAGCAGACCGUAGAGUGAAGAACCAGAGGAGAAGGGUGCACAUGACUUUAGAGCUGCCGUGGAGUGCAGACCGGGCUAUUCAGCAGUUCGGCAGAACACACAGAUCUAACCAGGUCACGGCUCCCGAGUAUGUAUUCUUGAUAUCGGAACUUGCUGGAGAACAAAGAUUUGCCUCCAUUGUUGCCAAAAGAUUAGAGAGCUUGGGUGCACUCACACAUGGAGAUCGAAGAGCCACAGAGACGAGGGACCUUAGUCGAUUUAACUUUGACAACAAAUAUGGCAGAAAUGCUCUUGAGAAUGUCAUGAAGUCUAUCGUCAAUUUGGAUGCUCCCAUGGUCUCUCCACCUUCUCAUUUUGAAGGGGAUUUCUUUAAAGAAAUUCGCAAUGGAUUAAUUGGUGUUGGGCUGAUUAAUGUGGAGGAUAGGUCUGGUGUUCUCUCACUGGAUAAGGACUACAACAACAUUGGAAAAUUCUUGAACCGCAUCCUUGGCAUGGAGGUCCAGCAGCAGAAUGCCCUUUUCCAGUAUUUCUCUGACACUUUAAAUGCUAUUAUUCAGAAUGCUAAAAAGAAUGGCAGAUAUGACAUGGGGAUUCUGGAUUUGGGCUCUGGGGAUGAGAAGGUUAAAAAGAUUGAUGUGAAAAAGUUCUUGACACCAGGUUACUCCACAUCAGGCCAUGUUGAACUUUAUACAGUUAGUGUGGAGAGGGGUAUGUCUUGGGAGGACGCUACCCAUAUCUGGGCAGAACAGAAUGGACCAGAUGAUGGCUUCUAUGUGCAGGUACGCAAUAACAAGAAAAUAGCUAUCAUGGUCAAAGAAGUCAACACCAAGAAGAGACUGUUUAUGGUGUACAGACCGAAUACAGGAAAACAGCUCAAACUGGAGACGUACACAGAUAUACGGAAGCGAUGCAAAAAGGUUCUUUCAGAUGAAGCUAAGCAGUGCUGGGUUGAUCAGUACAAGUCUUCAGCAGAUGUUUGCUCUCAUGCCUAUUGGCGUGGUAACUGCAAGAAGGCAUCAGCGGGUCUGCAGUGUGAAAUAGGGCUGCGUUGCCGGACGUAUUAUGUUCUUUGUGGCUCUGUGCUCAGUGUGUGGACCAAAGUAGAGGGUGUUUUGGCUUCUGUAAGUGGAAGCAACAUGAAGAUGCAGAUUGUCCGUUUGAGAACUGAAGAUGGACAACGAAUAGUAGGUCUGAUCAUUCCAGCAAACUGUGUGGCUCCCCUCACCAACAUCCUGUCCUCGUCAGACCAAUCGCAGCAGCUGGCUGUACAGCAGCAACAGAUGUGGCAGCAGCUGCACCCACAGAGUCUCAGCCACUCGUUCAACACAUAGCAAAACCCAGUGGGCCAACAGCAGACACGGGACCCCAGCACUGCAUCACAAGCCUCCCUCCCCGCCACUAUACUAUGAGGAAGACUGCUCUCAUAGCAUGAUAGAGGCUUGCUGGACUACUGACUCAAAAGCUGUAAAGCCUCAGAUGUUGAAGAGGAAGUAGUGUGAGGAUGGGUAGGGAGAAUAAAAUAAUGUUCAAGCUGCUUGCUUUUUUUUUUUUUGUCCCCCCCCUGCCUGUGUUCAACUCCUUAUUCUUUAAAGCUGCAAAAUCAUCUAUUUGUUUUACACAGGUCAGAGGUUCACAAACUUCACAUCAGAUUUUUCCAGGCCUCAAAACAAACAGCAUGCUCUUUGGCCUGAGUUUGGACCUCAUACGUUUCUGCCAUUGACUGUCAAUUCCAUCAUUUUUGCACUAAAAUAAACAGUUUGGCCAAAGAUGAAAUGUACACUCUUUUCUUCUUAUAAGAACUGUAAUGAAUCAGAUGUGUUUCCAUUAGAUUUUCACUGGAGUUAUAAGCCUAAUGCAGAGAAGUAGAAUUUGAAUGAUGGGCAUCUUAUCUGAUAAGUUACGUUCAGGCAAAAAGUAAAUUGUAUGCAUUCUUUUGGUCAAACUAUUUCUUUUAGACAUUAAGACUGUCUGUUUGCUCUAAUAACCCAUUUCUGUCCUGAAACUUUCUUUCUUCAGCAUAGUAAUUAUACUUAUUGCCACGGGUAUUUUAUUUCAGAACAGGAUGUAAUUGUACAAAAUAAUGAUUACAUUGUAAACUUGCUAGUACUUUUUUUUUUUUUUUUUUAAUCAAUCAAUAAUAGCAGAAUUGCACAACAAUAGACUGCAUGCUAGGAUCUUCUGGGAUCUGCUUUUCCACCCCGUAACCCCCUCUGGUAUUCUGUAGCAUGCUUAAUGCUAUCAACUGCAAACUUCUGGGAUUUGUUCAAUGUCAAAGUGCAAAGAUGGUGGAAUAUCCUUUGUAAAGAUCAAAUAAGAUCUCAAUUAAAUAAUGCUCUCCUAGGGAAAGCACUGACUCUUCAGUGGGUUAAUAAAUGAUAGUAUCUACCCCUAUGGUCUUGUCUGGCCUCAUCAGGAACUGAUGCUGCAUGGUUGAAUGGAUAACUAGCUACGUUUAUUUUGUCUAUUUAUCAAAGAAAUCCAUGUCUGAGAGGGUCAGGUUAUUUUUCUCCUUUACUCUGUUUUUGUAUAUUUAAGAACAAGGUUGUUGUCAACAUUUCUUAUAAACUGGAAUCUGUUCAUUAGAAAGCCACAUCCACAUUGACCAGCUUUUAAUUAGUACACUUCCUGCUCCUUGCUUAGUUUUUUUGUUUUGUUUUUUGUUUUUUGUUUUUUUCUUUGCUGUAAAAUGGAACAUUUUAAUGUACUAGUGUGGAAGGACUAUAUAAUGACUUUUCCCACCACUUCAUAAUACAUUGUAAAUGAUCACCAGGUUUUUUUUUCUGAUAUUUGUGGAUAGCUGCAUAUCUGAAGUUAUGUUCUACUUAUGGUAUAGAUGUCGGCACACGUUAGAGACAAUGUCGUUUCAGCCUUGCACGAGUUGCACUACUGAUGGAUCACUUGUACUUGUAGAAAAACAAACCAAUCUUAUGAACAUUGAACGGAGUGCAAGAUCUCUACCUCUUGCAUAUGACCAAUAAAUCUUGUGGUUAACCUUGA